Ziziphus jujuba (common jujube) is the source of this 1424-nucleotide messenger RNA. Its product is annotated as ABC transporter I family member 6, chloroplastic. Gene Ontology annotation, molecular function: ATP hydrolysis activity; ATP binding. Lineage: Eukaryota; Viridiplantae; Streptophyta; Magnoliopsida; Rosales; Rhamnaceae. The record is from RefSeq and is a predicted model, not a curated record. Bases 76 to 1077 code for a protein of 333 amino acids. The transcript has 7 exons.
CAAUAAUACACAAACGGCUUCGUUUAGGCCGUUGUCUUCUCCUUUAGUUCUAAACGCUUUCACGCAUUCUCUACAAUGGCUCUCAACCUUCUUCCUUACCCUCCCUGUACCCUUUCCUCACCCCCACAAUCAUAUUCCUCUUCUUCUGCGACUUCUUCUGUACCUUUUACCCGCUACGCUUCGCCCUCUAAUUCCCUCCUAUUUACGCUCACUGCCACUCGCCCCCUCCCUUUCCGCACGAACCAUGCUCGCCGGCAUCUCACUCCCCUCAGCGCCAGCCUCUCCACCUUCGACUCUCCCUCAACUUCCGGUAGUCAUGGCAAGAAGAAGCUCCUGCUUGAAGUCAAAGAUCUCACGGCCGUGAUUGCGGAAUCCGGGAAGGAGAUUCUCAAGGGCGUCAAUCUCUCUGUCUAUGAAGGAGAGGUUCAUGCUGUGAUGGGAAAGAAUGGUUCUGGGAAAAGCACGUUUGCCAAGGUUCUUGUUGGGCAUCCAGAUUAUGAGGUAACAGGAGGGAGUGUUGUAUUCAAAGGAGAGAACUUGCUGGAAAUGGAAGCAGAGGAGCGUUCACUUGCUGGACUUUUCAUGAGUUUUCAAUCCCCUAUUGAGAUUCCAGGUGUGAGCAAUAUAGACUUUCUUAAUAUGGCUUACAAUGCUCGGAGGCGGAAACUUAACCUGCCGGAGCUUGGACCUAUUGAGUUCUAUGCGUACAUCUUUCCUAAACUUGAUCUUGUGAACAUGAAGACAGACUUUCUUAAUAGAAAUGUCAAUGAAGGAUUUAGUGGUGGUGAAAGGAAGCGAAAUGAGAUUUUACAACUUGCGGUUCUGGGGGCAGACUUGUCUAUAUUGGAUGAAAUUGAUUCUGGAUUGGAUGUUGAUGCACUUCGUGAUGUAGCAAAGGCAGUCAAUAGUCUAUUGACUACACAAAAUUCUGUACUGAUGAUUACUCAUUAUCAACGACUUAUUGAAUUUAUAAAGCCUGCAUAUAUACAUAUUAUGGAGGAUGGGAAAAUUGUGAAGACUGGAGACAUCUCGAUAGCAAAAAUUCUUGAAAAAGGAGGGUUCAAAGCAAUUUCUUAAGCAUAGCUUCCUCCAAAUAGGAGCAAAAUUAUAUGCUACGGUCAUUUUACGGACUGGCGACUACAAUUGUCUACUGCAUGAGGCUUCAUAUGUCCUACCCUUUCCACUCCAACCAUGGUUCCAUUGAUGAUAACUUGUAAUUUGAGUGUAAUACAUUUCUUAAGAAGGCAAGGCAUUUGUCAUCGUUGACCCUUUCUAUGGGCCUCAAAUUUUGAUUUGUGAAAAUUCUGCCAUAAUGCAUACUCAAAUUUUGAUUUGUGAAAAUUCUGCCAUAAUGCAUACUUUAUGAUCUUCAAAUAAAAUUGAAAUAAGAUUGUUGGUCUAGUUAUUAUAAAUUUUGGUUAUUA